AGAAAAAUGAAAACCCACCCAGCCAUUGUUUUCCUCCUCCUCUUCGUCAUCAGUUAUGGCUCUUCUGAAAACUCAAGUACGUCCAGAGGGUGUGGACUGGAUCUUCUCCCCCAGUAUAUUUAUCUGUGUGACCUGGAUGCCAUUUGGGGAAUAGUAGUGGAGGCAGUUGCUGGAGCAGGAGUGCUGACGACAUUGCUGUUGAUGCUGAUUUUGCUAGUGAGGUUGCCAUUCAUCAAGGACAAAGAGAAGAAGAGCUCAUUGGGAAUGCAUUUCCUCUUUCUCUUUGGGACACUAGGACUGUUUGGGCUGACUUUUGCAUUCAUCAUACAGGAAGAUGAAACAGUAUGUUCCACUCGAAGGUUUCUGUGGGGCGUUAUCUUUGCGUUGUGCUUCUCCUGUUUGCUAGCUCAAGCCUGGAGAUUACGUAGACUAGUUCGACAUGGUAAAAGUCCAUCUGGCUGGCAUCUAGCUGGCAUGGCAAUCUGUCUUAUGCUGGUCCAGGUCAUUAUUGCAACGGAGUGGCUAAUACUGACAGUUGUGAGAGAUAAGAAGCUGGCCUGCAAUUAUGAGCCAGUGGAUUUUGUUAUGGCUUUGAUUUAUAUUAUGUUCUUGAUGAUGGUUACCAUGGGAGUCUCUCUGUUCACCCUGUGUGGAAAGUUUAAGAAGUGGAAGAAAAAUGGAGGAUGCCUCAUUAUAACGAUUUUUUUCUCGAUUCUAAUUUGGGUAGCUUGGAUAACGAUGUAUCUGUUUGGCAAUACUGAACUGAGGAAAAAAGACAAAUGGAAUGACCCCACUCUUGCCAUUGCACUGGUGUCCAGUGGUUGGGUGUUCGUUAUUUUUCACGCUAUCCCAGAAGUUCAUUGCACCAUUCUUCCAUCACAGCAAGAAAACACACCCAAUUAUUUUGAUACUUCGCAACCAAGAAUGCGUGAAACUGCUUUUGAGGAAGAUAUACAACUUCCUCGGAGCUACAUGGAAAACAAAGCCUUUUCAAUGGAUGAACAUAAUGCAGCUUUAAGAACGGCAGGAUUUCGCAAUGGCAGCUUGGGAAGCCGACCUAGUGCUCCCUUUAGAAGCAAUGUUUAUCAGCCAACUGAGAUGGCAGUUGUGCUAAAUGGUGGGACUAUACCAACUGCUCCGCCAAGUUACACUGGAAGACACCUCUGGUGA
Emys orbicularis (European pond turtle) is the source of this 1170-nucleotide messenger RNA. It is a transcript of the gene GPRC5B, whose product is annotated as G protein-coupled receptor class C group 5 member B. Gene Ontology annotation, cellular component: extracellular exosome; signaling receptor complex; plasma membrane. Bases 7 to 1170 code for a protein of 387 amino acids. NCBI's taxonomy places the organism in Eukaryota, Metazoa, Chordata, Testudines, Emydidae. The transcript has 3 exons. The record is from RefSeq and is a predicted model, not a curated record. Gene Ontology annotation, biological process: G protein-coupled receptor signaling pathway. Gene Ontology annotation, molecular function: protein kinase activator activity; G protein-coupled receptor activity; protein kinase binding.